Molecule: messenger RNA, 708 nt
Organism: Aegilops tauschii subsp. strangulata
Lineage: Eukaryota; Viridiplantae; Streptophyta; Magnoliopsida; Poales; Poaceae
Source: RefSeq, a predicted model, not a curated record
AUGGGCGACCACGCACUCCGGCUCUCGGGCGACCGCGGUGGCGGCGACGCCGCCGCCCCAUCCCCGCCUCCGCCCUCCUCCCGUGCUCCCCCGCUUGGCUGCCCCUUCCCUCUCCAUCUCCGCCGUCCCCCGCAUCCCGCCUCGCACCUGCGUGCUCGGGCGGCCCGCGCUGGGCUGAUGUGGCGGUGGAGGAGGACCGCGCCGACACGGCGGCGGCCGCAGCCGGGGUGCCCCGCCCGCUCCGGUGUUUCGGCGACCGCCUCGCGGAGGCCGUCGCUUGCUCCCUCCCUGAUGCGCCCAUGGCUCUCUCCCCGGCUCCCUCCCCUCCCCUUCCCCUCCCUCAUCCCCUGCAGCGCAGGCCGAACCGCCCCGCUGCACCACCUUCCCCACAGCGCCAUGGCGCCAGCCGCGGGGCUGGCCGCCGUGGUCGUGGGGCCCAGGCUGCGUCCUAGGGGUGGCUGGACGUGCGGAUCUGGGGUCGGCCGCGACCUCCUUGCGGCGUGCCUUGCUGGACGGGCUGGUGCCGCGGCAUGCCUUGGCUCCCUCGCCGUCCGUCCCUUCCUGUGGUGCUCGUGGAGCUCCCAAAUUCCAGGCUUUUCGCCCCUCUGUGCCUGCGCUGGACGCGCUCCCGGCGGUGGCGGCGCUGCCGCCCCCUGCUGCCGUUCCAUGAGGGGAAACCCUUCCCUCCCUCCUCGGUUCCCCAAGUGA